Messenger RNA from Musca vetustissima, 3480 nucleotides. RefSeq lists its product as uncharacterized. The record is from RefSeq and is a predicted model, not a curated record. The coding region runs from base 1 to 3480 and encodes 1159 amino acids. Lineage: Eukaryota; Metazoa; Arthropoda; Insecta; Diptera; Muscidae. The transcript has a single exon.
AUGGUAUCUCAAGCUGCAAAUACUACCCCACAACGUCCCAGCAUUCAGGAAUUGAAGAAGAAAUAUGAAUCAAACUCCUCAACCUGCAACUCCGAAGUCAGCAAAACCUCCAAGCCCAAAUCCCCGAAGUUACUCAAAAAAUUCAAGGUCAAACAAAUGGCAAAUAUGUUCAACAACAAGGUGGCCCAGAUCGUCAAAAGUGAGGCCAACAGCAAGGGCUACAAUACCCUGGUAAGCGAACUUUCAGCAGAUGGAAAGGUAGAGGGUAAUAAGCCCAAUACAUUACCCAAACCUCUACCCUUGCCGCGGACUCGUUACACCAAGGAAAAAGUACCGGUGCCCAGUCCGCGCUCCAAAUCCUUGGCUCGAUUGCAGAGGAAACCCAGCUGCUUUGUGGCUGAGGAUGCCUUUGCCAAAAUGUCGGUGAAAGAUAAGGCCCAGCUGUAUACCCAAUUCGUGUCCGAUAUGUCAAGGAAGAAUCCCAAAUUUGUUGAACAUGUUGAAGCCUUGGAGGCGAAUAUCAAAAAGGAAGUGGCCCGCGGUGAAGUGGUCAAUGAAAAACAGGAAUCUGUGAAAAAUCUUCUGGCCAAUUUGGAGGCUCGCUGUGUCUUCCCCAAGCAAAGAAUCUCUCCCGAUGCUGUGGAGAGACUGAAUUCUGUCAGACAGCCAAAGGUGAAGGGAAAAGCCCUCGAUAUUCCCAUUAAAUCCAAGGAAUUUGAGGACCUCGUCAAGCCCAAAGUUUCGCACAUUUCCACCCUGACAAUUACCCUGCAAAGUGCUUCUUCAUCUCCCGUUAAAGAGAGACGGGAAAGGAGAUCCCGCUCUUUACCCAGAAGGAGAUGUGAGGUGGAUCAAAUUGUAAAUUUGAACAUUUCUGAACCCUGUCACAAACGUCAUAAUGAAAAGAUGCGUACCACCCUCUCCAUUGAGGCCUAUGCUCCGCCCAAGAAGAUCCGACGCACCAGGGCCGAGCACUUGGCUCCUCCUCAUGUCUUUCAGAAUCAACAUUUGGAAACUUUGUUUUAUUCUUGGCUCAAGGAGAGACAUGAAGAGAGUAUGGAAGAUGUCAGGGCGGAGGAAGAGGAUGAGGAACAGGUCGAAGAAAAAUCUGCCGUGGAUAAGCUGCUCGAAGAGGCCAUUGCCAAAUUGGAAACGGUGAAAAUUCAACAAAAACAAGAGAAGCAGGAGGCCCAAGGUAAACAGAAUCCCGUAGAAGAAGUGCCAAAACCUUCCUCUCUAAGUUCGGAGGUAUCUACCACCUCCUCGGCUAAACAAACCGACGGGGAAGAAAGUGAAUCGGGUAUUUCACAAGUGGAAAAGGUAAGUCCAUCUGGUGAACAAUUUUCCUUGAAAAAAGUGGCUCAAUUUCCCGAUUACUCCUCUUCUCCCCAGCACACCACUGAUGAUUCGUCACAGGCGCAAAAUCACAACGAUUCGACUGUCUUCGCCAAGCCCCUGAAACCCUUGAGGAAAAAGAAAAUGCGCCGCAGCCUUAGCUGGCGUAAGGAUAGCUCUUUGGUGGAAACCAAUACCAUUAGUUCCACAGAUUCGGAAACGGAUAACCCAGCGGAAAAGCCUCUCAACAAAGUGGCGCCCAACAUGAAAAUUGGAAAUAAUGAAAAGGCGCCUCAAGAAAAGCCUUUGGAUAUGACUGAGGGUAGCUUCAGCGAACUGGAUAAGUCCCUCAUACAGUCGGUAAAUUCGCCGAGGAAAAUAAAAUCGGCCUAUACCCUAACCGUGUGUACUCCCAUGGUGGGCAAUGAAGGAAUCCUCAGCUCUCAACAGCAAAGGGAGCUACAUUCGCAAGCCGAUUCAACAAUUAUUGGAAAUUCAGGCUGCGAUGAAAAGAAAACACCUGAGCUACCUCGUUCCCUAACCGAUAGCUUCGAUCAGGGCUUUGAGACGGGCUCAAAUGACAUAGACAGCCCCAUAAGGGUAACACGGAAAACUUCCCUACGCCGCCUAGAGAAACCACCCAGUGCUCCGUUGUUUGUCAAGUUGGACCAGGAAAAGAAGUCAAGCGAUGAUGAUGUGCCUUCAAGUUUCUCAACUCCCGUGAAAUCCCUAACCGGGUCCUCGACAGCAGUACCCUUCAAUGAAUCCGGCACAGGAGCUCGUCAACAAAUCUUCAGUCCCAUUGGCUUGCCAUUAAAGCAGCAACGACGACGCUCCAUCUAUGACGCCGAGUCGCGGAGAAGUUCUCUGGCCAUGCAGGUGAUUCGGGAAGAUCAUCCCCUGGAACAUCAUGAAAUACAAUCACCCAGGUUCAUGAAUUCCCAACAGGUGUUCUUCAGCCAAGAGACCUCCAACCACCAUCAAUUGCAGGAAUCUGCGGAAAAUUCUUCCAAAUUUUGGAUUAACUGCGGCGACUGUUCUAUGUCUCUGGAGAUCCAUCGCAACGAAAAAGAACGCGUUCAAUUGCUCUAUGAAAUCUUUAGCCAGAGGAGUUGCGAUACCAAGGAUUUACAUUUCGGCAUUGAUGGUUAUAAAUUUGCUGUACACGAAGCACCCUCUAAUGAUUCGGAGGAUGUGGAUAUCCUGAAGCGUUUACCUCAUCAAGAAAACUGCUCGCAAUACUGGUUCUCCACCGGAGACUUGGCCAUACCAUUUGCGGGAAAACGUCUCACCCAAGGGAAGAUUCAAAGAAUCUUUCAAUUCAUCAAAUCCUCCGUGGAGGAAACCGGCACCCUACGCUUCGGGGUCGAUCACAUGGAAUUCUCAAAUGUCCCGGAAUUUUGGUCCCAAUCUCCUAAAUUCUCCAUGGAAAGUAAUUACAGCAUGUUGGUUGGUCUACAAUCCGGCACUAGCAAUGGCCUAGAGGGACGCAGCAAAUAUGCCUGGCCUCACUCGAAACCCAUACCCGUUAGCGAUCUUGAUCAAUCGGAUUUUGAAAGUGACAUAUUUGAUCAAGAAGAAGAAGUCGAAGAGGAGGAAUCAGGUCGACUUUCCCUCUCCCCAUUUGGAAGCAAUCACUUCGAUUUGGCCUCCUUGGGAGCUGAAGAUCUCAUGAUGCCACGGAACAGUGAUGCAAUGCGUUUCAAUUCCGAUUCAUUUGGUAAGGAUUAUGAAAAUGAAUCAUUGGAUCAUCUCUUCGAAGAGAAGAAAACCAACCCCACCAUUCAGGAAAAAUCACCUCCAAUGGAUUCCGUGCCGGAAAUGUUAAAUGUCCUGAAAAAUCAACAUGAACGUUUGAGCUCGGUCAAGGAACGUCUAUCCAACUAUCACAAUCCCACAAUGAUCUCAUGUGAAACUCUGGAUGCCCUGCAGGGUAAACCGGAAUAUUUAACGGAAUUAAAGAAAAUCGUGGCGGAUAUUGGAAAACUGGGAUCCAGUGAUAGCUUCAAGUCAUGCUCCCUUGAAGAAUUGGAAAGGUAUAUGUUCUUCUUGAGUCGUUAUGCCGAUAUUUGUUUGAACAGUUGCAGCAAUCACAUGGAUAAAAUCUUGGAUGCUCUGCUCGAUCAAAGAGCGGUAUAUGUUUAG